Messenger RNA from Carlito syrichta (Philippine tarsier), 303 nucleotides. RefSeq names its product adhesion G protein-coupled receptor E2-like. The record is from RefSeq and is a predicted model, not a curated record. Lineage: Eukaryota; Metazoa; Chordata; Mammalia; Primates; Tarsiidae. The transcript has 2 exons. The annotation marks the transcript as partial. Gene Ontology annotation, molecular function: calcium ion binding.
UGUCCUCAGACGUGAAUGAAUGCACCUCCGGACACAACUCGUGCCACAGCUCCACCCACUGCCUCAACAAUGUGGGCGGCUAUCAGUGCCGCUGCCGCCCGGGCUGGUCGCCGAUUCCCGGCUCCCCUAACGGCCCAAACGACACUGUCUGCGAAGAUGUGGACGAGUGCAGCUCCGGGCAGCAUCGGUGCCACAACUCCACCAUCUGUGUCAACACCGUGGGCUCCUACAUGUGCCGCUGUGGCCCAGGCUGGAAGCCCAAACCUGGGCUCCAGAAUAACAAGAACACAACUGUGUGUGAAG